Molecule: messenger RNA, 1650 nt
Organism: Salvia splendens (bonfire salvia)
Lineage: Eukaryota; Viridiplantae; Streptophyta; Magnoliopsida; Lamiales; Lamiaceae
Exons: 3
Coding region: 1-1650 (549 amino acids)
Molecular function (GO): zinc ion binding; nucleic acid binding
Source: RefSeq, a predicted model, not a curated record
AUGAGCAUCGAUUGCGGUAUGAAUGAGCAAACAGAUGCUGCAGAUUUUGCAGAUGUUGGAUUGAAUACUCAAGAGAAUGUACAAGAGCAUGCUGAUGUUGAUGUUGUACGAGGAGACCUUGCAGAUCCAGAAUUGUCGUCCUCAUCGUCUGAUGAUAUUUUAAGUGAUGAUUCCGGUGCUGACUCUAGUGAUGAGGAGGUAGUGUAUAAACCCGUCGUACAAGGUGAACAACCAUUUCCAGAAUAUGUUCACACUGGGUUGAAAUAUUUUCGCAAACUGCCAAGUGGUCCUACUGAGUUGCUAAAAAAUGCCGAGUUUAGUGCCGCCGCCGUAAGAAAUUUUGUUCAUGACAAAUUUCAUGUGGUAGUCAGUUAUAAGAAGGCAUGGUAUGCACAGAGAAGGGCUUUAGAGAUUGUAUUUGGUGGAUGGGAGGAGUCAUUUAGGGAUUUACCAAGCUACAUGCUUGAACUGCAGUAUAGGAAUCCAGGCACCAUUGUUGAGUGGAGGCAUAACGAGUUGUUGAGCCAGGGCCGUACUAAAGUCUUCUAUUACGUGUUCUGGGCACUUGGGCCUGCUAUACAUGCUUUCCAGGAUUGGGAGUGGUUUUUGAAUCAUGUCAGAAUUCAUGUGGUGAAGUACGAAAGGGAGGUAUGCAUCAUUUCGGAUAGGCACAAAGGAAUCCUCAAGGCUAUGCGUUCUGAUGAAUGGAAAAAGCCGCCGAUAUGUCACCACAAAUUUUGUUUGAUCCAUGUGAGGAAAAAUAUCUUAUCAAAACUUAAGGGUAAGGGAGGUAAAGCGAAAGGCAUGAUAUGGGCAUUGGGUGUCACAAGUCAAGUACGCAAGUACGUGAGAAGGCGACGUGCACUACGGGAGGAAAGUCUUAUUGCGAUACACGAGCUCAACAAAGCCAAAAAAGAGAACUGGUCUCUUUGCUAUGAUGAUGAACUGAGAUGGGGGGUGCCCUCAACAAACAUGUCAGAGAGCUACAACAACGUACUAAGAGGUGUAAGAGAGUUGCCAAUUAGAGCUUUGGUUGAUCUGACAUUUUGGCGAACAGUUGAAUGGUGGGCAGAUGGAAAGACUGAAAUACAACAAACCGAAGGUCGGUUGACCCCCUGGGCGAGGGACAAACUUGUUGCGAAUGAUGCGAAGGGGCAAAUGCAUUACUGUUCAGUAGUCGCCCGAGAAUUAGGUCAUUACCAAAUUCGUAGUCGUCCACGUGUUGAAAAUGGAAAGGCAAAGGGCGAUAACAGACUAGAUGUCGAGUUUAUGGAUUCAAAGUGCAGUUGUGGGAAGUGGCAGAUGUGGAGAGUCCCUUGUUCACAUGCGUGCACCGUUGCCAGAGAUCGAGGUAACUCUAUGUUUGAACUCAUUGAUAAACACAACCACAAAGCUACAUGGGAAGCACAGUACUAUGGUGUCUCAUUUCAAGCACCAAGACACCAAGACUAUUGGGCAAAUCCUGGAUGGAAAUUGCGUAUCACCCCUGAGCAGUUGCUUCCUCGAAAGCGCGGACCAGACAGAAGAAGGAGGAUUCCUAAUCAAAUGGAUGUCCGCGAGGAAGAUGAACCGAGAGCUCCACGCAAGUGCAGGAAUUGCGGUGUAGAGGGUCAUGACCGAAGAAACUGCACAGUCGGUCGUGUUAUGUAG